CAUAGAUACGCACGCGGAAGCCCUUCUUCGCGCAGAGAGAGGAGUCGAGGGGAAAGGGGAGAAAAGAAGAUGCCGGCGACUGCGACGCUCAUCGGCGCCCUGCUGGGUCUGGGCACUCAGAUGUACUCCAACGCCCUCCGCAAACUCCCUUACAUGCGCCAUCCGUGGGAGCACGUUCUGGGGAUGGGUCUGGGGGUGGUGUUCGUGAACCAGCUGGUGAAGUGGGACGAAAAGCUCAAGCAAGACCUCGACAAGAUGCUCGAAAAGGCCAAGGCCGCCAACGAGCGCAGAUACUUCGAUGAUGAUGAAGAUUAGUGCUUCGAAUGCUGCAACUUUUGCAAGUGAUUUAUUAGCAUCUUCCAGUCCAUAAAAGAUCGUUUGGAAUAUACUUUGUUUUCAAUAAGUAUCAGAAACAGUAAUUCUGUGUUUUUAACUCGUGCGAGAAAUACCAGUGUCAUGUGUGAAUUAAGGUGCAUAUUUUCGGCCAGCUGCUACUUUUUGUAAGUGUGUUAAUGUUGUUAUCUGGCUGAGCAGCUGCUUUCAUUUCAUAAUCUCUUCUCCAGUGAUGUGUUUUUCGCCCACUUGGUCGAACAAUGUUUCUUUCCAGCAAUGCAUACUGAUCUUUCACUUCAUCUUAGGCAA
Molecule: messenger RNA, 642 nt
Organism: Ananas comosus (pineapple)
Lineage: Eukaryota; Viridiplantae; Streptophyta; Magnoliopsida; Poales; Bromeliaceae
Exons: 3
Coding region: 70-315 (81 amino acids)
Source: RefSeq, a predicted model, not a curated record